Molecule: messenger RNA, 765 nt
Organism: Pistacia vera
Lineage: Eukaryota; Viridiplantae; Streptophyta; Magnoliopsida; Sapindales; Anacardiaceae
Product: secreted RxLR effector protein 161-like
Exons: 1
Coding region: 1-765 (254 amino acids)
Source: RefSeq, a predicted model, not a curated record
AUGCUAGAAGCUAAUUCUUCUGCUACUCCCAUGUCUACAAGCUCCAAGUUAUUUUCAGGUGAUAGUGAACUAUUUUCUGAUCCUAGUUUUUUCAGAAGUACGGUAGGGGCUUUACAAUACCUUACCUUGACAAGGCCUGAUCUCAGCUUUACUGUAAAUAAACUGAGUCAAUUUCUUCAAGCACCAACUGCCCUUCAUUGGCAAGUAUGUAAAAGGGUCUUGAGAUACAUUCAAGGGACUAAGGAUCAUGGUCUAAAAUUCACACCAGCAGCCUUUUUAGACAUUGAGUGUUAUGCUGAUGCUGACUGGGGCAGUAAUAUAGAAGACAGGAGAUCCACCAGUGGCUAUUGUGUCUUCCUUGGACCAAAUUUAAUUCAAUGGAGCUCUAGGAAACAAAAGGUAGUAGCUCUAUCAUCUACUGAAGCUGAAUAUAGAGCUCUGGCUCACACAACCACUGAAAUAGCUUGGUUAAAUAGUAUAUUUGCUGAAUUAGGAUUGUCAAUGACAAAAAUUCCUGUGAUAUGGUAUGACAAUGUGAGUGCUGGAGCUUUGGCUUCUAACCCUGUUUUUCAUGCCAGAACCAAACACAUAGAAAUUGACACUCACUACAUUAGAGAACAAGUUCUAGCUCACAAGAUUGUUGUUCAAUAUGUACCAUCCAAAUUACAAAUUGCUGACAUUUUAAAAAAGGCACUUCCUGCUGCACAGUUUGAAGAAUUAAAAGUAAAACUGAAUGUUGUUCCUUGUUGCUUUACUGCAAUUUGA